CUAGGCAUCGGGACUGUGCCAUGGCCACCCUGCGUGUCCUCCUGCCCCACGUCUGCGGCCCGCUGCGGCCCCGGGCCAGCUGCUCGAUGCUGCGCUCCUUCGCCUCGGGUGGCAACUUGGAGUACAUCACCAUGGAGAAGACAGGAAAGGGCGGCAGUGUGGGACUAAUCCAGCUGAACCGACCCAAGGUUCUGAACGCACUGUGUGACAGCCUCGUGGUGGAGCUGAACCAGGCACUGGAGGCGUUCGAAGGGGACCCGGCUGUGGGGGCCAUCGUCCUCACGGGCGGGGAGAAGGCCUUUGCAGCGGGAGCUGACAUCAAGGAGAUGCAGAACCGGACAUUCCAGGACUGUUACUCCGCUGGGUUCCUCAGCCACUGGGACCGAGUAGCCAGAAUCAGGAAGCCCGUGAUCGCGGCCGUCAAUGGCUAUGCACUGGGUGGUGGCUGCGAGCUGGCCAUGAUGUGUGACAUCAUCUACGCAGGGGAGAAGGCGCAAUUUGGGCAGCCCGAGAUCCUCCUAGGAACCAUCCCAGGUGCCGGGGGCACACAGAGGCUCACUCGGGCAGUUGGGAAGUCGCUGGCCAUGGAGAUGGUCCUCACCGGUGACCGGAUCUCAGCCCAGGAGGCCAAGCAGGCAGGUCUCGUGAGCAAGGUUUUCCCUGUGGAGACCCUGGUUGAGGAAGCCAUCCGGUGUGCGGAAAAAAUCGCCAGCAACUCCAAAAUCGUGGUGGCAAUGGCCAAGGAGUCAGUCAGUGCAGGUGGUGUGAUCGAAAAUUUGCCAUCCCGGUGUGUAUGGACCGGUCACUGACUUUGGAACGUGAAUGUGUCCUCGGGCGAGUUCCGUCACCUCUGGGGCCUGAAGUUGGAGCAGCUGAUGUUUGUGACGUCGCUCCGCUAGGGGACCUGCGUAUAUUCAAAACCCACUGCCCUCAAGCCGAUUCCGACUCACGGUGUCCCCAAAGAACAGAGCAGAACCGUCCCUGUGGGCUUCAGACUCACUCUUUAAAGGGACAGACAGCUGCAUCUUUCUCCUGGGGAGCAGCAGAUGGUUCAAACCUCUGGCUUUGUGGGGAACAGCCCAGCCCUAACCCCGCACCACCAGGGCUCCCAGACCCGCACACUCCGCAUGUUCCAUAGGCCCUGUCUGCAGGGCUGGUCGAAAGCACCUUGUGGCUUAAUUCCAUGCCACUGGAGUUAUAUGUGGAUUAAAAACAUGCUGUCUGUGGACCCGCUUAUUCUCAGGAUGAGGGCCCAGGCCUUGCCCAGCCUGACCAGUUAACCGCCACGCCUCUGUGGGCAGGGGCACCCCAGCAGCUGGUUCUGAGGUGGUCUCGGUGGGGGAUUUGGAAGAUGUGGGAACCAAGGAGGCAGGAAAAUGGAGCAAGAAUGGGGUUGCUGUAAUGUUUCAGAUCCCAGUGGAAUUGGGUGGUGGGUGCAGGGGGGUGAGAGCCCCAUUUUGCCAGCUCAGCUCCUAACACCCAGAUUUUCUC
Echinops telfairi (small Madagascar hedgehog) is the source of this 1491-nucleotide messenger RNA. It is a transcript of the gene ECHS1, whose product is annotated as enoyl-CoA hydratase, short chain 1. Gene Ontology annotation, molecular function: enoyl-CoA hydratase activity. The transcript has 7 exons. NCBI's taxonomy places the organism in Eukaryota, Metazoa, Chordata, Mammalia, Afrosoricida, Tenrecidae. The coding region runs from base 21 to 809 and encodes 262 amino acids. Gene Ontology annotation, cellular component: mitochondrion. The record is from RefSeq and is a predicted model, not a curated record. Gene Ontology annotation, biological process: fatty acid beta-oxidation.